CUCUCUCUCUCUCUCUCUCGAUUAACGAUCCGAUCGUUUUCGAGAUUUCGGCUCAAGUCGUCUCGCCCGCGCGCGCUCUCGCUUCGCUCGCGAGUCGGUCACUGUCUCGAACGUGAAACGACCGCUGUCUUUCCUUCUUCCUUCCCACCACGGGCGAAAGGCGAAGGCAGGCAGCGACGGGCAAAAGCAAAAGUCAACGUACGUACGUACGCUCAGUUCCGCUCCGGGACGGCGAAGGUACUACCGACGGCGUGGCAUCGAAAGGAGUCAGUUUCCGCGUGGUCUUCGGCGCGUCAGUCACGCCAGGUGCUAUUUUGCCCGCCGCUACCUGCUCGCCGCGCGUGUCCAUCCUUGCGAGAAUAAACACGGGCGCAAGGUGCAAGGUGUGACGUAUUAUAAACGAGAAAGGGGGGAGAAAGAGAUGCGGCCGCUGUUCCGCAAUGUUCCGCGCGGCCAAGUCGCGGUACUCUCGCUGGUGUUGUUAUUAAUGCAAAGCUGCGGAGCAUCGCCGACGGAGCCGAACGUGACUAGCACUAUCGCGGAGGAUGACGGGGAGGAACUACUGGCAAACAUGAACCUGACGUUAUUCAAGGAGAGAUUCCGAAGAUUGAUACCCUACAUGACUUUUUACGUCGCCAACAACUACGUGAACGGGCAGCCAGCGCUGGCGCAAAAUUAUGCGAAGGAGCUCUCGGGAAGUCUGCUCCGAAAAAGCCCGCAGCAACAGCAACAGCAACAGCAGCUGCAACUGCAACAGCAGUUGCUCCGGCUAGCCGGCUUCCCGAGGAGAAGCGGCGGUAACAAGUAUCACGUCGGUCUACCUAGCCAGGAGACAAAGUUCGUCCCGUCCGUGCAAUUCGACCCGAGGAACAUCGGCGGCGAUAACGACUACUUCGCGCCGGUCAAGUACAACGCUAAGAUCAACUACGCGGACUAUUCCACCCCGGCCUAUCAGCAGGUCUACCAGAUCCAAAAGACCUACCCUGAGAUCACCACGCCUGCACGAGGCCAGAUCCUGCACAAGGAGAAUCGAUACUACAGCACCGCGAGACCGCUACGACCGCCCGCGAGAGAGCACUUGCUGAAGAACCCAGUGGCGUACGGCGGCCCGCAGGACGAUUACGAUCAGGAUUACGCAACGCGGCCGGGCGUUGUCCUACUUAAUUAUCCGAAUAACGAAUUCGAGGGACUGAGAUACAUCCCGUCGGCGGUGCAACAACCGGUGCUGCUGAAGCAGCAAUACGAGACGGCCGAGAGAAAGCCGUCGCUCAUCUCGCCGGUUUACCGAAAGCCGAGCGUCAAUCUGAACAAUCUAAUCGAGAGCUUCCAAUUGUCCGAACGACUGCCGGAGAGGCUGAACAAAGACAACAUUGACCAGAGCAUAAAGGCGCUCGUGGAGAUCCUCAAUAUCCUGCACAAUUCGCGAAAAGAGGACUUUCCGCAGUCGCAAGGGCCGCUGCCGUCGCCGUCGCCGUCGCCGUCGCCGUCGCCGUCGCCGCCACCCUUGCCACCCCGAUUGAACAGCUACGACAACCACAAACCGAAGACGUAUACGCGGCCGAAAGUCAUCACGGAGACGAAGUUUCAAGUGACACCGAACCCCCUGUACAUUACCGACGACCCCGAACGAUACAAGACGAUCGACUACGUUGACAACGUGCCGAUCAAGACGCAACCGGUACUGCCAGAUUACAAUCAUGUGAAGGAUGAGAAGGUGGAAUACUACGUUCCGUAUGUUCAGGAUAUCUCGAACGACGCGAAGCAAAGUUUCAGGCCAACCGUAAAACCCGAUGCACCUAGCGAACAUUCCUAUGAGAUCACGGAGGACUUUAACGACGACGCCUCGCAGGACGAACAAUACACCUUGCCGAUCUCUACCGAGACGUCUACGAGCAAGGGCUACGUGACGCCCAACGAAAUAACACAUCCGGAAACGAAAAUGCCGAAAACGUCGGCUAAAUAUGGCGCGACACGCGGAAAACCCCACGUUGACUACCCGGCGUACGCGACCAUACCGGAAACUUCCUUUAGCUGUAAAGAGCAAAGGUACAAAGGAUUCUUCGGCGACCCCGCGACCAGAUGUCAAGUGUGGCACUAUUGCGAUUUAAACGGCGGCAAGUCAUCAUUCUUGUGCCCGAAUGGUACGAUAUUCAGUCAGGUGGCAUUGACCUGCGACUGGUGGUUCAACGUAAAAUGCGAAACGACCACUCAACUGUACGUGCUGAAUGAACGACUGUACAAGUACAUUUUGCCAAUUAUGCCCAAGUUCCCGGAGGAUUUCACCGGUCCGGAAGUGGAUCGAUAUCUAGAGCUCAAGUUCAAAGAGAUGGAGGCGAAACUGAAGGAGAAGAAGUUGAAGAAGCAACAAGAGGAGAAAAAUAAACACAAGGGGAAGCCGCAAACGAAGAACAACGACGAUGACGAUGACGAUGACGAUGACGACGAUGACGACAAGUAGACACGUAGUAGACAUGUAGUGUUAUAUGUUAAAUAACUUAGUCUUUAUAUAUGACACAUGUAUGUGUCUCGUUGCCAUUACGAUAUACGAACAACAAAAACCCAUUGUGGAUUGCGAGACAGUCUCGCAAUCCCGAAAAAGUGCAAUAUGUGUAUGAUGGAGUUAAAUGUGAUUUAACAAUAGAAAGGAUCGCGCGUAAAAAGUAAGUUAGACUAUCGCGAUCAUUUUGUACGGGUAUGAAAUGGCUGAUGAUAUAUUAGAUGAUAUAUUAGAUAUUUUUUGUACUCCCCUCUAGUCAUAUGCGUAUUGUGUACUAUUUAUGACCCGAAAGUGCUCGUCUGUUUGGCGGAGCGCUAUCUCUUUCGACCUACGUCCGACGAACCACUUAGUACUGUGUAUUAUUGCAGUUAUACAACGUCGGGUUGCAUAACUUUCGUAUCUCAACGAAAAAUAGUAACAGUUGAAGUACGCGCGAUGCGCGCCGAGAAUAUGACUAAUAUCUUCGCGUAUAUAUCGUCCAUAAAAAAAGAGAAAAAAAAAAUAUAUAUAUAUAUAUCGAAUAGAUUUCGCCAUUUGUUUAUAAAUAUAUUAAUACAUAUGUAUAUGUAACCACACAUUUUCU
This is a messenger RNA of Harpegnathos saltator (Jerdon's jumping ant), 3080 nucleotides long. RefSeq lists its product as uncharacterized. The transcript is spliced from 3 exons. Gene Ontology annotation, cellular component: extracellular region. The record is from RefSeq and is a predicted model, not a curated record. Gene Ontology annotation, molecular function: chitin binding. NCBI's taxonomy places the organism in Eukaryota, Metazoa, Arthropoda, Insecta, Hymenoptera, Formicidae. The coding region runs from base 422 to 2458 and encodes 678 amino acids.